AAUAAUAAAAAAAAUGGCAGCCCCCACGGUUCGCUCAUCACAACAACAUGCAACUUUUAAAGGCUUAAUAAAGAAAGAGAAAAAGUCAAAAGCAACUCAUAAGCAUGUUCUAUGUUCCGAUACUCAUGAUUGGUAAUAUAUAUAGGGCAUAAAUAAAAAUACAAUCGAUGGAUACCAACUUUUUAAAUUAUGAUUUUGUGUGUUCAUUGCGGCAUUGCACUUUUGGUAAUCUACCACUUGAGCGUUGGCCAAGAAAAAAUCCAGCUGUUACUAAAAGUCUCUUUGACAUAUUAAUAUUAAGAAAAGUUAACUAGUAACUAUCCACGAAUAAACAAAGUGGAGUGAAUCCUACACAGAAUCUCACAGUAGCGUGGGUUUUCGAAAAUUGACUAUAGGUAGAUACUUCGAUGAAAGAAGGGAGACUACUAUUUUUUUGUAUCGGAAAUGGGCGUCGGCGCCGAAAAAUCCGAGUUUUUAAUUUUCCGAUGUGUGUGUCUAUUUAUUAUUAAAUUAGUUCUUUCCACAUAUAUUUGAGUUCCGUUUCCGGCCUUAUAAUUUGGAAGACAUCUUGGCCUACAUUUCUAGCCAGCUAUUUUGCUUUUUUCAAUCGACCUUUAUUUUGAAAAUCUUUGGUAUAUAUAAGGCAUCUUCGCAUACAAAAUUUUUUGUGAAAUAAUAAGAUAAGGUCCUUUUUUAUUAAAUCUGUAUGAGCAUUAGAUAUUGAUCUAUAUCUGUGCCAAGUUUCAUUGAUGUAGGUCGUGUCCCACGUUUGUUACACUUGUCACAGUGACCCAUAUCACCAUAAGGUGGCUCAGCCUAAUUUCGACAUGGCGUGGGCCACGCCCCCUUUUUAAUGGCGGAAGUUGCCGAUACUUAGGAAAUAUUUAAUUAUUACCACUAUAUACAUCAAAAUAUUUUAUAUUUUGUGUUUCAGAAUGCAUUUUGAAGACAUUUAAACUGGAAAUGUUUUAAUUUGAGCUUUAAAAACCCUGCAGAGUCCAUAAUAUAAAUGAUCAGAAUUUUCCCUGUGCAACACGUUGUCAUUGGCAACCAUUCACAGCCACUUGCAUAACGGCUACGUUGUAGUACUAUCUCAGAGUUUCAUUCAUAAGAGUUUGCCGUGUGCAAAAGCUAUUAAACCAUUGGUCAGGGAAAGCUUUUAUUAAUUAUUCAUGUGCCAAAGUUGAAAGUUUAAAAUAAGUCGACCCUAAACAGUAUUUUAGUGAUAGGGAAUGCGUUGCCUUAUAUAAACUAUAUAGUCAUUGCGCAUGACGCGAUCAGUGGAAUGAGGUCACAGAAUGUGGAGAUGCAGUCCAUGUUAAAAAAUGACAAACCAAGUCGUACUUUAAAAAUUCAUAACUUUAAAACUACAACAGCUAAAAAUAUGAUUUUGGUGUUAUAAUUAUGUUUAAAAUUAGCUCUAUUCAACUGUGCCAUUGGUUUAUUUUUAAAAAAUGUUUACAUUUUUGACCAAAGUAUCUACUAUAGGUUUUUUCUUAUUUUCGAGCUUUAAUAAACAAUGGUAUCCUGGGAGGAAAUGUAGUCAUCAUACUAGGUACUAGGUAGUCCAAACUGGAGAAAAAAUGCAUUUUUGGGGUCAUUUUUCAUAGUUUAAAAAAAAAAUUCACCCACUUCUAGUUGUCUUACAGGAGAAAUUAGGAAUGUGUAUUCUGAUAACAUUUGCCCAGUAGUUAGAGGUCUUCAAACUGAGGCAGGAGUAGCUGCCGGAAGAGUUUCAAAGGUCAUUCAAAUAGUUGGUGAAGGAUUACUUAAUAAUCAUAUUUAUAGCUCAAAUUUACCCUUUAAGUUUAAGCAAACAGCCAUCAAUAUGUUAAAAGAAAUGUUAUUAGUAAUGUUCACAUUGUAGAGAGCAUUGCUCAGAGUUAUAAUUUUACUUUACAUGAUGAUGGUACAUCAAGAGAUCAAAGAAAGAUAGUUUAUCACCAAAUAGCCAUUGAUAAUGGGCAAUGUAGAUACACUCUAUUUAGGGUUUAAACCUGUUGUACCAGAAGAUGCUAACACUUUAUUGGAUGUCACUAUCAAUAGUAUCAAUCUAUUUAAAAAAUUAUGAGAGAGUUAUGCAGAUUUGUCCCAUUAGAUUUUCAGGAAAUAUUUAAGUCGCUGUUAUCAAAACUGACAAGUACAAAGAUAGAGCAGCUUCAUUGAAACUUUUUGAUUCAAAAUUGGAAUCUCUUUUAGUCUGAAUUUGUUUUUAAUGUAAAAUUACAUUUUCUUCAUUGUAAGGGCCAUUUUUUUUAUUAGGCUUGGGAAGUGCUAUGAGGAGGCAGUGAUAGAAGCUGAGAAAGAUUUAGUUGAACUUUCAAGAAAAAGAAGUCUGCGGAGGGAUCAAGAUGCAUAUCUUUUCUAGAGAGUCUGAGAAAGUGCUACAAAGAGAAUGAUCAGACAAUGAUCAGAUGAUGGUCCAAGUGCUGCUCUUGAUAUUAAUGAGGAUUUUUUAAAUGAAUUUUGUCUGUGCCGCUGAACUCUUUUUUAUAUUAAGGCUUCUGGAUCUACUGGAAAAUUGUCACUAGUGAGGAAUGUAAUUAUACCCAAUUUCAUGUGCCAUGUGAAGUCUAGAGCUGAUUGUUUAAAGACAUGGAGUGAUGAUCCUAGUAAUAUUUUACAGGAAAUCUCUGUCUGUUUUCACUGCUGAAUGGUCAAUUAAGUUUAAUGCUGUUCAUUCAAUUAUUGAAUUUAUUAAAGUUAAUGAUGACAAACUUCUCCUAGAGAUAGUAUAUGGUAUGGCAAGAGGAGCAGUGACAGUCCUUAGGAGUUUUUUAAUGGAGGAAAAUUAUCCUUUUCUGAGGAAACUAUUAUGUCAGAUUUGUGAUCAUGGUUUACUACUCAAAGUAGUUAAUAACGAACAACACAAUAUUUCUUUUCUAAAUCCAGUGAAAAACCAUAUAGAAUCCUAUAAGGCCAUACAACUCCAAAAACCGCACAGGUUGGACGUAUGAUGUAAACCUCAGAGGUUUGAUGUAUGAUGUAUAGGUCUCAACAUAUGGUGACAGCUGUUUUUUUCCGUCACCAUGGGAUAAAGAUGAACCAUUUCAUUAGUCAUAAACAGUCUGAAAUAAUCUGCUGUGCUGCUAUCAAUAGGAGAUCACCUUAAAUCUCUGUAAAUAUUUUCAUCUGAUCAGAAACACUGGUCAUAUUGUCUAACCAACUCUCGGAAACACUGGUCAACUUGUCUAACCAACUCUCGGAAACACUGGUCAAUUUGUUUAACCAACUCUCAGUAACAGUGUAUCACAUUGUUAUCAGACACAUACACACGCACCACACAUUCUCCCCCCCCCCCCUUCUAGUAUCAUUCUGAGUUGAUUCUUAUACUCGGUACCAUAUUUUUUAUCAUUCUAUCUACUUCAAUAUGUGACUCAUCGUCUUAGUAAUCUUAUCUGGUAUUAUGAAUAUCUGUAAUUUAAAUUAGACACCUAACGGGCCGGCAAGCUGAAAUACCAUAGCAAUAAACCUUCAUGCAGCGCAAUCACAGAUUCACUAUAUACCAGAUGAACUUUACAACUCUAACCAAAGAGAUGAAAACAUCACCUAACUUUUCAAUUACGGAUAUCAUAAUGCUAUUCCCAUGGAAACAACACUUCUCCCAAGACCGGCUUGUAUGUGUACGUUGCUAGGCGAAAUGAUGCAUUCAGUCCCAAUAGUAGCGAGGGGGUAUACGUCACAUUUGGUCGCCAUAGUAGCGAAUGGGAAUUUGGAAUAAUUUAAUGUGUUAAUAAUUACUGGCCUCUUUAAGAACACCCGAAUAAUGGAAGAGCACUCACAAAGUAUAAAGACAACAAAACACAUUUUUUUCCCUAAAUGAAAACAGAUUAGCAUUUACUGUAUUUAUUGGCGUAUAACACACACCGCCGUAUAACAUGCACCUCAUUUUAAGAAGGAAAUUUCAGGGAAAAAAAAUAAAAUUAUAUCGGUGUAUAACACGCACACAUCAUUUGCCCCCUUUUUUCAGGGAGAAAAAGUGUGUGUUAUACGCCGAUAAAUAUGUUAUUUUGUUUUUGUAAACUAUGUUAAAAAGUUACAGUUUUGUUAUAGAAAGACGUCGGUGAAUAAUAAAAGCCCUAAAAAUAGAUCUAAUGAAAUAAGUUGAUAAAUUUAACAAAAAUAACAGGCUUGAACUUAAAUAAAAUGUAAGAAAUUAAUGAAAUACACUAUUUCAUUUGAAUUGAAUUGCUAAUUUUAAAAUAUGGGGUUACUGUCAUUUUGGUCAUGACUAGUCAUAGUCAUAUCUUUCACUGUUUCAACAUAUCUUUCACUGUUUCAACAUAUCUUUCACUGUUUCAACAUAUCUUUCACUGAUUCAACAUAUCUUUCCCUGAUUAAACAUAUUUUUCACUGAUUCAACAUAUUUUUCACUGAAUCAACAAAUCUUUCCCUGAUACAACAUAUUUUUCACUGAUUCAAAUUGACAGAUUUUGUAAUUUUCUUUAAAGUUGACCCUUAAAUUGAAGAAUGAAUAGAACUGGUACCGGUACACAAUAUUAAAUAUGCAGAAGAAAGAAAAGUAAUGGAUUGCAGAUAAAAUGAUCUCCUGGCAGUUAUUAGAGUCAAUGCAAUGGCAGUACAAAUUUAAAACAUUAAGAAAAGGGCAAUUAGACCCUGUUAAGUUAUAUAAUUUAACAAAAUAUUCUAAUGUUUGUUCCUAUUGCAUAGGCCAAGACCAAGCACAGAAGUGCAAACUGAAAUUUUAACAAAGCUGUCAGAGUGAGUAUUUUGUAUUUAUCUUUUUCAUACAAUUACAAUGUAAUCAGCUCCAAAUUUCUGCUCAAUCGUCAGUUUUAUAUUAAGUUAGAGUUGCACACCCUACCUCAACAUAGUUGAAUGUGAAAAGAAAUAUUUUAAAAAUAAUUAUGUGGCUUGUACUGCCCCCCCCCCCCUUUUCCCCUCAACACAUUUAUAAUAUAAGAUCAUAUUUUGUGACCCAAGCAACAUCUUUGACCAUGCACUUCACGAUACUUCCCUAUCUUAACAAUGAACAUUAAAGCUUUUAUAACCUUUUUUAUAUACCAGUACCAGAUAUUCCAUAUUUACCAGGCUCAAAUUUGUUUCCUCAGAAAAUUGCAGCAAUUUCCAAAUCUUUUCAAGAAACUGAAAAAUCCUUCAACAGAAGAGCAAAACUUAAAAUCCAAAAUAAGGUUAUUUAAAAAAUUUAAUUUAGUCUGUUUAAAAAAAAAUAAUUAUAUCAUUAAACAUAUAUUUAAUAUCACACAUGUCACUGUUUCAUUCUCUUAAUAUUUAUGAAAAGGACUUUUUUAGGUUGAGUCUCUGUGUUUUGAUAGAAGAUACAAAAUUAACUUGUCAACUUAUGUUGCAUUUUAGACCCUUAAAGAUAAUGCCAAAAGAAUUUUUUAAAUGAUCUAAAGAAGAAUAUUGAUAAUCUUUGUGUUUCUAAACUAUUUCAUAUCCUUUGUUUGAUUGAACAGAAGUCAGCUUGACAUCGGCACAUCAUGUGUUUUCCGGAGUUUAGAGAAAGAUGUUCUCGCCUGCGUGCUAGUGUCAGGCCAAGCUACACCCGCCAUUACAGUCAACCACGUCAUUUUGUUAGCACAAGAGAAGGGCUGCCCAGUUUUGUGCAUUGAUCAGCUGUCACCAACUUUGGCUCAAGUCACAGAAUCUAAAUGUCUCCCACUGACACUUGGCUUUAAGGCAGGUUAUCUCUGUUGUGUCUUCGUUUUAGAUUUCAUAGAGUGCCUAAUUGUUUGACAUUACUUUGGCCAAGUUAUAUAUUUACUCAAGAUCAAUGGCUGUCUGGGUUUUCAUCAGAUCCUCACAGCUUACUGCAGCGUCUCACAGCUUACUGCCAUGUCUCACAGCUUACUGCAGUGUCUUCAGUCCAGAAAUAGGAGCAGAAUUUUGUUAAACCUUGACUCUGUAUAACUGAAUGCCUACCUCACAUGGAUCAUGUAGACAGACUAUGUGUAUCCCUCACACUGAAUGCCUACCUCACAUGGAUCAUGUAGACAGACUAUGUGUAUCCCUCACACUGAAUGCCUACCUCACAUGGAUCAUGUAGACUGACUAUGUGUAUCCCUCACACUGAAUGCCUACCUCACAUGGAUCAUGCAGACAGAUUAUGUGUAUCCCUCACACUGAAUGCCUACCUCACAUGGAUCAUGUAGACAGAUUAUGUGUAUCCCUCACACAAGUUGGACGCCAUCUUUUGUCUUUUGAGGAUUUUCUUCUGGGGUUUCUCCUUCUCAUUAAGUUGAUAAGCCAGAUCCGAUUUUUUUUUUCCUUUUUCGUAGGAACUUUCCUAUCUGCAUCUUUUUGCGCCCUUCCUAAUGCACACCCACAAUGCAGUGCUGCUGUCUUCCUAUCUGUGUCUCAAUGGUUUAUGGCCUAGAUAUAAAUUAUUUCUCAAUGGUUUAUGGUCGAAAUAUCAGUAUUUCUCAACGGUUUAUGGUCGAAAUAUCAGUUAUUUCUCGAUGGUUUAUGGUCAAAAUAUCAAUAUUUUCUCAAUGGUUUAUGGUCGAAAUAUCAGUAUUUCUCAAUGGUUUAUGGCCUAAAUAUAAAUUAUUUCUCAAUGGUUUAUAGCCUAAAUAUCAGUUAUUUUGCAAUGGUUUAUGGCCUAAAUAUCAAUUAUUUCUCAAUGGUUUAUGGCCUGAAUAUCAAUUAUUUCUGAAUGGUUUAUGGCCUAAAUAUAAAUUAUUUCUCAAUGGUUUAUGGCCUAAAUAUCAGUUAUUUUGCAAUGGUUUAUGGCCUAAAUAUAAAUUAUUUCUCAAUGGUUUAUGGCCUAAAUAUAAAUUAUUUCUCAAUGGUUUAUGGCCUAAAUAUCAAUUAUUUCUCAAUGGUUUCUGGCCUGAAUAUCCUUUGUUUUCUCAAUGGUUUUUGUUCUAAACCAAUAGAACUAGAAGAUUUUUACACACAAAAAAAAAGACAGACCAUAUCAAGACCAUUUUUGAUACUAGCUUUCAUUAGGCAAUAUUUACAGCUCUUUUUAUUAGGGACUUUUGUGUUUUUUGAAUUUAUUGAUCUUGUUAGAAACAUUUGGUCACCUCAGCCCCUCAACCCCUCAGCCUGCCCUAGUUAAGUUAAAACAUAAAUAUUUUGAUAUUUUUUUCUUCUUUUUUUGAAAAUAGAAAAUAAAAGAAGGUCUCGAGUCUGCUUUUUCUGAGAUCAUUAAAUUAGUGCAAGAAAAGACAACUCCUGUUGCUCCAAGCUCAGCACCUGUAUCAAGAGAUGUCAAAGGAGGUGUGAUGCUGCUGUCUGAUAAAUUUAGGUGAUCAUUGGGGGUAAAGACUGAUAAUAUAUUAGGUGAAAGUGGCGAGUUUGAUGGAGUCAAAAGAUUCACACGUAUUUUCAUGAUUGACUAAAAGUUAUCUAUAGAAAUGUUUUACUUCUUUCAGACCAAUCAGAGUUGAGCCCAGUACAGAGACUGAAAUACUUGAUGAGCUGAAAAGGUAGUUUUGUUUCCAAAGAUAACUGCUAUGACAUCUCAAACUUUGCCAGAAAUACUGAAAAUUAACAUUACCACAUUAACAUCAACCAGUAAGAUGCUGCACAUAUGUGAUGAAAAAACACAAAUAUUGAUUCCAUUUUCCUAUCUAGGAGUUGCGUGCAUGUCACCUUUGCACGUCCUCUGUUUGGUAAAGAUUGAUUUUGUUGAUUUGUUGAUUUUCUUCCUAGGUCAUGAUUUCUGUUAUAUUUCAGGGUCUUCUUAUCAGUAGUGGUUCACAGCAAAGAGAAAACUCCAAAGAAAAAGAAGAAAAAACAGAGCCAAAAAAAGAGAGACUUGAAAGAUUACUUUGACAAACAGUGCCAGUGAGUACAUUACACAGCUUAGAUAUCUGACAGUGCCAGUGAGUACAUUACACAGCUUAGAUAUCUGACAGUGCCAGUGAGUACAUUACACAGCUUAGAUAUCUGACAGUGCCAGUGAGUACAUUACACAGCUUAGAUAUCUGACAGUGCCAGUGAGUACAUUACACAGCUUAGAUAUCUGACAGUGCCAGUGAGUACAUUACACAGCUUAGAUAUCUGACAGUGCCAGUGAGUACAUUACACAGCUUAGAUAUCUGACAGUGCCAGUGAGUACAUUACACAGCUUAGAUAUCUGACAGUGCCAGUGAGUACAUUACACAGCUUAGAUAUCUGACAGUGCCAGUGAGUACAUUACACAGCUUAGAUAUCUGACAGUGCCAGUGAGUAUAUUACACAGCUUAAAUAUCUUACAGUGCCAGUGAGUACAUUACACAGCUUAUAAUUUACAUAUCUAAAAUGUAAAUUCUCCCACUAGGAUUAUAUUUCAGUAGUAAAUGAGAUUUAAUUCUUUCUAACCUCCAGCAACCAGUUUGAACUUGGUAAAAAGACGGUGAUGAAAGUUGCUGAGAGGGGCUCACUUGAGCUGAUUCUUAUAUCAGAAGAGUUGGUCCCCGUCCUGAUGUCAGAGCCUGAGUUAUCUUCCUUGCUGUGUGUAGCUCAGGAGAAAAGGUGUCCUGUCAUGGUUUUAUCGGGUCUUGUUGAGACAUUUCAAUCUCUGUGUCAGGGUUGUGUGUCAGUCCUAGGGUUCAAGGUGAGCCAAAUUAUUCUCAUUCUGUGUCAGGGUUGUGUGUCAGUCCUAGGGUUCAAGGUAAGACAAAUUAUUAUCAUUCUGUGUCAGGGAUGUGUGUCAGUCCUAGGGUUCAAGGUGAGACAAAUUAUUCUCAUUCUGUGUCAGGGUUGUGUGUCAGUCCUAGGGUUCAAGGUGAGCCAAAUUAUUCUCAUUCUGUGUCAGGGAUGUGUGUCAGUCCUAGGGUUCAAGGUGAGCCAAAUUAUUCUCAUUCUGUGUCAGGGUUGUGUGUCAGUCCUAGGGUUCAAGGUGAGCCAAAUUAUUCUCAUUCUGUGUCAGGGUUGUAUGUCAGUCCUAGGGUUCAAGGUGAGCCAAAUUAUUCUCAUUCUGUGUCAGGGUUGUGUGUCAGUCCUAGGGUUCAAGGUGAGCCAAAUUAUUCUCAUUCUGUUUCAGAGUUGUGUGUCAGUCCUAGGGUUCAAGGUGAGCCAAAUUAUUCUCAUUCUGUGUCAGGGUUGUGUGUCAGUCUUAGGGUUCAAGGUGAGCCAAAUUAUUCUCAUUCUGUGUCAGGGAUGUGUGUCAGUCCUAGGGUUCAAGGUGAGCCAAAUUAUUCUCAUUCUAUGUCAGGGAUGUGUGUCAGCCCUAGGGUUCAAGGUGAGCCAAAUUAUUCUCAUUCUGUGUCAGGGUUGUGUGUCAGUCCUAGGGUUCAAGGUAAGACAAAUUAUUAUCAUUCUGUGUCAGGGAUGUGUGUCAGUCCUAGGGUUCAAGGUGAGACAAAUUAUUCUCAUUCUGUGUCAGGGUUGUGUGUCAGUCCUAGGGUUCAAGGUGAGCCAAAUUAUUCUCAUUCUGUGUCAGGGUUGUGUGUCAGUCCUAGGGUUCAAGGUGAGCCAAAUUAUUCUCAUUCUGUGUCAGGGUUGUGUGUCAGUCCUAGGGUUCAAGGUGAGCCAAAUUAUUCUCAUUCUGUGUCAGGGUUGUGUGUCAGUCCUAGGGUUCAAGGUGAGCCAAAUUAUUCUCAUUCUGUGUCAGGGUUGUGUGUCAGUCCUAGGGUUCAAGGUGAGCCAAAUUAUUCUCAUUCUGUGUCAGGGUUGUGUGUCAGUCCUAGGGUUCAAGGUGAGCCAAAUUAUUCUCAUUCUGUGUCAGGGUUGUGUGUCAGUCCUAGGGUUCAAGGUGAGCCAAAUUAUUCUCAUUCUGUGUCAGGGUUGUGUGUCAGUCCUAGGGUUCAAGGUGAGCCAAAUUAUUCUCAUUCUGUGUCAGGGUUGUGUGUCAGUCCUAGGGUUCAAGGUGAGCCAAAUUAUUCUCAUUCUGUGUCAGGGUUGUGUGUCAGUCCUAGGGUUCAAGGUGAGCCAAAUUAUUCUCAUUCUGUGUCAGGGUUGUGUGUCAGUCCUAGGGUUCAAGGUGAGCCAAAUUAUUCUCAUUCUGUGUCAGGGUUGUGUGUCAGUCCUAGGGUUCAAGGUGAGCCAAAUUAUUCUCAUUCUGUGUCAGGGUUGUGUGUCAGUCCUAGGGUUCAAGGUGAGCCAAAUUAUUCUCAUUCUGUGUCAGGGUUGUGUGUCAGUCCUAGGGUUCAAGGUGAGCCAAAUUAUUCUCAUUCUGUGUCAGGGUUGUGUGUCAGUCCUAGGGUUCAAGGUGAGCCAAAUUAUUCUCAUUCUGUGUCAGGGUUGUGUGUCAGUCCUAGGGUUCAAGGUAAGACAAAUUAUUAUCAUUCUGUGUCAGGGAUGUGUGUCAGUCCUAGGGUUCAAGGUGAGACAAAUUAUUCUCAUUCUGUGUCAGGGUUGUGUGUCAGUCCUAGGGUUCAAGGUGAGCCAAAUUAUUCUCAUUCUGUGUCAGGGUUGUGUGUCAGUCCUAGGGUUCAAGGUGAGCCAAAUUAUUCUCAUUCUGUGUCAGAGUUGUGUGUCAGUCCUAGGGUUCAAGGUGAGCCAAAUUAUUCUCAUUCUGUGUCAGGGUUGUGUGUCAGUCCUAGGGUUCAAGGUGAGACAAAUUAUUCUCAUUGAUUUGGAUCCUGACAUUUUUUAGUUUAAAAAAAAUUGCUUUAGGUCAAUAAUUGACCACUAUGCUGUUGAGUUAUAAGUUUAGUACUUGUUUAUGUUGGUUGUACAUUAUAUAGUAGAGUAAAGGUAUGUGUUAUAUUUAGUACUUCUCUUGAAAUUUAUUUUACAUGAAAAAAAAAUCUCAGAAAUAUUUCUUGAUAGAUUUUAAAUGUUCAUCAUCAUCAUGUCCCUUUGUCUUUGGACCAUUGCGGCGCCACAGAUGUCCCUUUGUCCUUGGACCGUUGGGGCGCCACAGAUGUCCCUUUGUCCUUGGACCGUUGGGGCGCCACAGAUGUCCCUUUGUCCUUGGACCGUUGGGGCGCCACAGAUGUCCCUUUGUCCUUGGACCAUUGGGGCGCCACAGAUGUCCCUUUGUCCUUGGACCGUUGCGGCGCCACAGAUGUCCCUUUGUCCUUGGACCGUUGGGGCGCCACAGAUGUCCCUUUGUCCUUGGACCGUUGGGGCGCCACAGAUGUCCCUUUGUCCUUGGCCCGUUGGGGCGCCACAGAUGUCCCUUUGUCCUUGGAACGUUGGUGCGCCACAGAUGUCCCUUUGUCCUUGGACCGUUGGGGCGCCACAGAUGUCCCUUUGUCCUUGGACCGUUGGGGCGCCACAGAUGUCCCUUUGUCCUUGGACUGUUGGGGCGCCACUGAUGUCCCUUUGUCCUUGGACCGUUGGGGCGCCACAGAUGACCUGAAAACUAUCCCUCUACAUUGCUCUUUUUUAUCUGCACUUCGCACGGCAUCGCCUCGCUUUAGUCUCGCCCACUCUUUGAUGUUAUCUUCCCAUCUUUCUCUCUGUCUUCCUCUUCUUUCCCUUCCUCUCGUUGUGCCCUGCAUGAUUUCUUUGGCAAGCCCUUGUUUUCUUGUCAUGUGGCCAUACAUUCCAGUUUGUACUUUUUUACAGUUCCCAGGAGGUCAUCGUACUGCCCAAUUUCUUGAUGAAUUUUUUCUUUGACUAUCUUUUCUUUGACUUGUUCGUUAGAUUUAUGGUCUCUAUAGCAGAUUCCAAGAAUGCUUCUGAAACAUCUCUAUCACCUUUAUUUUUAUUUCAAGUUCUGCUGUUAAUGUCCAGGACUCACGAGCAUACAAGAAAAUGGAGGGGACUAAUGAGCGCAUCAGCCUGAUUUUGGUGCUGGGGGCUAUGUUUUAAAUGUUAGAAAUUUUUAUUUUAAUCAUAUUUAUUAAAAAUGAAUCCAUACAAUUUUCAUGUUAUAAUUUUCAGAAUCCUUGAUAAGCUGUUUUUCUUGAUUUAUUGAAAAUGAGCUCAAUUUGUGGCUUUCCAACCUUAUCAAUUUGAUAUUUUUUACAGAAGAGUACCACCGUUCAAUCAGACGGCAAGAACUAUUUUCAUGGCCUGACCACCAAGUGUCUGGAUGCCAUAGCCAGGUUGGGGUCAAGCCAACUGAGCACUUCCUGUCCAGUCUACUUAAAGCAUCCAGAGGCAAUAAUUCCACCCACGAACGCAGACAGUGAGGAUGAGACAGAACCUGAAGAAGACUACUCCUACUUGUACAUUUCCAAAAGUGAAUCUAAAGACCUCCAGGAGGUCAAAUCUAGUUUAAGGUCAGAAAUGGAAGAUAUAAAAAAAGAGCAAAAUUUUAUGUCAGAGUUUAUUUCCUUGUCAGGAAAUAGCGGCAGUCGAAAAACUCAAUCUGUGACAACAAGCUCCAAAUCAAAGGAACCAGGAAAUAAAUCUCUUGGUGCUAAAAUCAGUAAAGGCCCUAACGUUUCUGUUGUUAAAGACAUUGAUGUCAGAAUCACAGAAUUUAGUAAAGCCACACUUGAGAUGACCGUGCAAGCAAAGACUCUGGCCCCGACAGAAAAAGCCUUAACCAAAUCAUUUAAAACUAGCACCUCACAAUUGUUGAAACGAAAUAAAGAGGCUAAGUUGGUUUCAAACAAAAAUCAACCGACCACUGGUGAGUUCAUUGCAUUUUCUCAAACAACUUCGCCCAGCUCGGUUAUUUCUAAAGAUGAUGUUGUCAUGGAAACAGAUGACACAGGAAAUGGGGUCAUUACAAGUACGACAGAUGACGAGGUCAAGCCCAGCUUUACAGAUGAUGUAGUCAAAUCCAGCUUCACGGAAGAGACUCCUUUAUUUUCCAUUUCAAGAGCAGGGGGUUUUCAAGAUGGAAAGCUCUCAGAGUUAAUGACUGCGGGCUUGAAUACAGCCAAAUAUGAUACACCUGUAUUUACCGUGGACAACACAGGAGAACUUGACUUCCAUGAGACCUCUGAAAAGGUUGGCAAGAGAACCAAGAGACCAAAAACUGACCCAGACGCAGUUAGGAGUAAGGAAAAAGAUAAUAAUGUGCUGGGUCUCAAAGAGCUGCGUAAACCUGGUAACAAAAUUUCAGUAGAUUAUCUCGCUUUAGCUCAAUCUUCCAAAAGUUCCAGGAAGGGAGUUAAACGAAAGCAGCUUUCAGAGGAAGGUUACAUUUCUUUAACCUAUAAUGAGGCCAACAUAAAAACCAUGACUUCCAAUCCAGAGAGAAGAAAAAAGAAGAAGAAGAAGAAGGAAUGAAAUGGGGGCAUUGGUGAAGAUUUAAUGAUUACUUUGUAUACCGUGGUUUGUGUUACUUUUUGGUAACUUUGAUGAUUAUUAAGGCAAACGUAAUUGUAGUUUAUGUUUAUUUAAUAAAGUACAUUACAAAAUACAUUUUUGCUGACCCUGGAUUGUUUGUAAACCGAUUUAUUUUAAAUGAGAAAUAUCCAAUUAAAAUUAAAAGGUUGACUGUAGAUUG
Lymnaea stagnalis (great pond snail) is the source of this 13273-nucleotide messenger RNA. The record is from the annotation of a GenBank genome assembly. NCBI's taxonomy places the organism in Eukaryota, Metazoa, Mollusca, Gastropoda, Lymnaeidae.